UUUAGUGUCUCUUGUUCCAGCUCUUUCCUCUCUCAAACCCCCUUUUUAAACCAAACAUUGGACACCUUCACAUAAACCUGACACACCCGAAGUCCUUCUUCAUCUAGUAGCCAUGGCCAUGGCCAUAGACAACGCCUUCGAGGUCGACUUUUCUAGCUACAGCACCACCACAACCACCACCACCACCACCACUACAGACGAUGACCUGGCCUGUACAUGGAACGACUGGGGAUCGCCAGUUGUUGAUUGGGACUCGUUAUCUAGCGAGCGUGAUGAGUUUCAAGACCUCAUUGAGUCCAUGAUGGAUGAUGGAACAGGGAUAGAGCUAGCUAGAGUAGACCAUGAAACGAGUAACUCCGUCUCAAUUGAUACGAUGGUUGCUGAUGAAGAAUCGAACCGUGAGGAUUUCAAAGGGUUGAGGUUGGUUCACCUGUUGAUGGCCGCCGCCGAGGCACUAACGGGGGCUAACAAGAGCCGUGAACUGGCUCGGGUGAUAUUGGUUCGGCUCAAGGAGUUGGUGUCCCCCAAUGACGGAACCAACAUGGAAAGGUUGGCGGCCUAUUUUACCGAGGCCUUGCAGGGUUUACUGGAAGGCUCCGGUGGUGGCCAUGGGAAGCAUUUCAUAACCAAUGGGCCUCACUAUCACCGUGACGAGCAUCAUCAAACGGACGUGCUUGCAGCUUUUCAGCUGUUGCAAGACAUGUCUCCUUAUGUUAAAUUUGGUCACUUCACGGCCAAUCAAGCAAUCCUGGAAGCUGUGGCGCAUGACAGGAGGAUCCACAUAGUGGACUAUGACAUCAUGGAGGGGAUCCAAUGGGCGUCUUUGAUGCAAGCCUUGGUGUCUAGGAAGGACGGACCGCCAGCCCCACAUCUCAGGAUCACGGCUUUAUCAAGAAGCGGCAGCGGCCGGCGAUCAAUUGGGACCAUUCAAGAGACUGGUCGACGAUUAGUCGCUUUUGCAGCCUCCAUCGGGCAGCCCUUUUCUUUCCAUCAGUAUAGGCUGGACUCUGAUGAAACGUUCAGACCGUCAGCUGUGAAAUUAGUUAGGGGAGAGGCCUUGGUGAUCAAUUGUAUGUUGCACUUGCCUCACUUUAGCUAUCGAGCACCUGAUUCAGUCGCUUCUUUUUUAACUGGGGCCAAGACCUUGGAUCCAAGGUUGGUGACCCUGGUGGAAGAAGAAGUCGGACCCAUUGGAGAUGGGGGGUUCGUGGGGCGGUUCAUGGACUCAUUGCACCACUACUCCGCCGUGUACGACUCUCUAGAAGCCGGGUUCCCUAUGCAGGGCCGGGCUAGGGCCUUGGUUGAAAGAGUAUUUCUUGGACCUCGAAUAGCCGGAUCAUUGACAAGGAUUUAUCGAACCCGAGGAGAGGAAGAGAGUUGUCCUUGGUCAGAAUGGUUAGCGGCGGUGGGAUUCAAGCCUGUCAACAUCAGCUUUGCCAAUCAUUGUCAAGCAAAGCUUCUGCUGGGCUUAUUCAAUGAUGGUUACAGCGUCGAGGAGUUGGCCAACAACAGGCUUGUGUUAGGUUGGAAAUCCAGGCGUUUGCUCUCGGCCUCUAUUUGGACUUCUCCAGACUCUGAUUUCUAAAAAGUUAUUAAAAAAAAUGAAACUAUCUUUAACUUUUGCUUUCAACUGCGCAUUAUUUUUCAUCCCCUGGCAUCGAGACGGGGUAUUUGAACCUUUUCAACAAAAUCUUAGACCAAACUGUUCGACGUACGUCCUAAGCAAAUCCCAAUUUCGUUGAUUUGGUUUUAAGCUUAAUGCGGCUGUUUGUAAGAACAUGAGUUUGUUUAUUGUCUUCCUUGUUCUGUGUGUUGCCUUGGAUUUUCCUUCUGAAAAAAUAAAGCGGGGGGCCGGUGUACAAAUUAUUGUUCGCUGUAUCUCUGCCUCG
Theobroma cacao (cacao) is the source of this 1889-nucleotide messenger RNA. Its product is annotated as GRAS family transcription factor. NCBI's taxonomy places the organism in Eukaryota, Viridiplantae, Streptophyta, Magnoliopsida, Malvales, Malvaceae. The record is from RefSeq and is a predicted model, not a curated record.